Messenger RNA from Syzygium oleosum, 1969 nucleotides. RefSeq lists its product as uncharacterized. The record is from RefSeq and is a predicted model, not a curated record. Lineage: Eukaryota; Viridiplantae; Streptophyta; Magnoliopsida; Myrtales; Myrtaceae. The coding region runs from base 267 to 1763 and encodes 498 amino acids. The transcript has 4 exons.
CUUCUCCUUCUGCUUCUCCUUCUCCUUCUGCUUCUUCUUCUCGCCUGUAGACGAGCAUACCAAGUCAAUCUCUCUCUCUCUCUCUCUCUCUCUAGAAGCAUACGUGCAUCUCUCGCUCCUCUAGCCCCAACGCAAAGCAAAAGAAUAUUCAUUGAGAUUCAGUCUCGUUCCAGUUCCAUCCCAUCGACCUAGUUUCUCUCUCUCUCUCUCUCUCUCUCUCUCCCGAGAAAGUUGACGUUCAAGGCCAUGAACUAACUGAGAGAGAUAUGACAAAGAUGGACCGUGGGGACAAGUCGUCGCCAUCAGCAUCGUCGUCGCCGCCAUCAGCAUCGUCGUCGCCGCCGGAGUCGCCGUCGUCGAGGGGCCUGGCCACCGUGCUGUCGAUCGAGUGCCUGAAGGGGAGCUCGAAGGCGGACGAGUGGACGGGCGACAUGCUCCAGACCGGGGACAUCGUGGAGGAGCUCCGGAUCGGGGCGUCGGUGCAGAUCCGGUCGCCGUUCAAGAACGGGAAGAGCGGGGUCCAGAAGGUGCUCCACGCCUCCUUCAAGAGCAAGGACACGUUCAUCCUCGUCCGGGUCAGGCGCGGGUUCAACGAGUUCGCCGAGCUGCAGGCCUGCAUCGUCCCCAACGAGUCCGCCGGCAAGAAGCAGUACAUGCUGAGGUCGAUCGAGGACCCCAACUACGCCGUCGGGUUCCUCGACCGGAGCGAGGCCGAGUGCCUCAACUUGCAAGCUUCAAGGAGUACGAGGAUGGUAAAUGCACUGUCCAGGACCCAGCUUCAAGAUGGAUACGUUUCCUACCGAUGGGACCGCAAAAUGCACGAGUUGCUUUUGGUUCCCAAUUCAAGCUGCUUUCUCUCCAUACUUUUCCUUCCAAAAGCCUCUGAUCGGGUUGCCUCUCGUUACAACGACCUGGAAGACACCCUUGCAAGAGCAAAUACGUGGCUCAACGCGUCCCAGCACUCUGGCGUGCCAAUUGUCUUCAUGAACAUACAGACUGAAUCCCUGCUUACUAAGAUAUCUGGGGAGACGGCUUCUUCCACCGUAAAUGCUAGCUCAUUGGCUGACCUAUCCAAUCUCGCCACUGCUAGUCUAUACGGUUUCGAGGACUAUCAUGGGGUUGACAUUGGUGUCGUGAGGGCAGUUCGUCUCUGGUUUGCUCCUCUAGGAGGAGAGUUUCCUAUAGAGAUUAAACUACAGGAAGGUGACACAAAGCUCGGUUUUGCCAUAAGCCGAACAGAGGAGGGGUUUAUCUAUAUAUCAACAGUCAUAGAUGAUGAUGAAAAUGCACCCGCACCCUCAACCCGGUCAGGCCUUAACAAUCUGUACCGUGAGGCAACUAGCUCAUCCAGGCUUCUUGUCAUCUCAAGAGUAUCGAACCAGAAAGUCCUCCCUUGGAUUGUCUCAUCGACCGGGGCAGUCCGAUGCUAUGACACGGUCUCUCUGAGCCAGAAGCUCUCCUUGCACCGCCAUGCCAAGGUGCCCAUCCUCAUGCACGUCUUCCUAUGGGACCGCUCGCUCUUCCCCGUGAGCGGAGGCAGCUCGAGGUUCAGGAUGGCCCACUCGCCACCCGCCAUGGCCUUAGAACCCGAAGCACCCUUGUCGCGGCAACCCCAUGAGAGCCAAGUGCAGCCUCUGCCUCUCAAUAUAUCAGAUGAUGACAUCGUGAUCAACGACAACCCGCAGUACAGGCUCGAGCGCGAUACGGCCGGCGAGGCAUCCUUUAGGUUCCAUGAUUUUGCUCUUCCAAAUAAUUGGGUCUGAAAAUAAUGGCUCCGCACAUGAUUCCCAGUUUUUCUUUAUGAUGUGUACAUAGGUAGAGGAGAAAAAUCCCCAUGUACGUUCUUUUUCGACAUACUUGAAGAGAAGAGGGGAAAAAACUUUCACUGUCCCCAGCAUACGAGCCAUCAGUUGAUGUCUUAUGUAGUGUUGCUCGAAUCAUUUGCUAAAGGAAAUCAUAAUUUCCAUGA